UUAAUUAAUUGCGCAUUUAACGUUGUUGGUUAAUUAGCUGUUUUGAUAUUUUAGGUUUGCGCUUACAUGACAAGUUUGAAGGCUUCGGCCGUCGAAUGAGCUGCAGAAAUAACAGAUGACAAAAGAAGAAUAGACAUGGAACAGCUGUCUCCACGUCCAAGUACUGCUACAUUGGAGAAGGGUGUGCCUGAUAUACGUCUGAAGAACGAUGCAGACCUCAGUAAAAUUUAUGUAUAUGGGACAAAAUUGGGUCAAGGUGGCUUUGGAGCUGUUUAUGAAGCCACACACAUUGAGACACAGACAAAAUGGGCUAUUAAGGAGGUUUGCAAACCAGCGCCAGGAAGUUCGAAGGUUAAAAUGGUGGAAAAUGAAAUCAACUGUCUCAGUCAAAUUAAUCAUGCCCAUGUGAUACACCUUGAGGCAGUCUACACCACAAACAAGAGGAUUUGUUUGGUUAGUGAGCUGUGCAAAGGAGGUGACCUGAGGCAACUGCUAGAUAAAAAAAAAUUCUUCACAGAGGAUGAGACGAGAAAAAUAAUCUUCUGCUUAGCUGAUGCUGUUGCUUACCUUCAUAAAAGAGAUAUUGUGCACCGGGACUUGAAACUUGAGAACAUUCUUCUGAAAAAUUCUCUUGAUGAAGAUGAUGGCACUUUUGAUAUCAAGGUAGCAGACUUUGGACUGUCUGUGAAGACAGGUGGUGUAGGGAUUAAUAACAUAAGGACCGACGCUUGCGGGACUCUCAUCUAUAUGGCACCUGAAAUGAUGAGUGGUCGUGGUUACAGCCACUGGUGUGAUGUGUGGAGCAUAGGAGUCAUCAUGUUUAUGCUGCUGUGUGGAGAACCUCCAUUUGUGUGUAAAACAAAGAAUAAGCUGCUAGAUAAAAUUAUGAAUAAACAAGUUGAAUUUACACAACCCAUCUGGGCCAAAGUCAGUGAUGCAGCAAAGUAUCUGUUAACUUGCCUUCUGAAGGCAGAGCCUGCCGACCGUAUGUCUGUUCAACAGCUGCUAGAAAACCCUUGGAUUACAGGGGAUACCAGUGUGCUUUGUGUACAGACCAGUGUCCUGGAGAUGAUGUGUGACUACCUGGAGCAUGAAGAAAGUAAUUGA
Cololabis saira (Pacific saury) is the source of this 1107-nucleotide messenger RNA. RefSeq names its product serine/threonine kinase 33 (gene stk33). Gene Ontology annotation, molecular function: protein serine/threonine kinase activity; ATP binding. The transcript has 11 exons. Gene Ontology annotation, biological process: protein phosphorylation; mitotic DNA damage checkpoint signaling. The coding region runs from base 136 to 1107 and encodes 323 amino acids. NCBI's taxonomy places the organism in Eukaryota, Metazoa, Chordata, Actinopteri, Beloniformes, Belonidae. The record is from RefSeq and is a predicted model, not a curated record. Gene Ontology annotation, cellular component: nucleus; cytoplasm.